AAGAUCCGCAAUACGUGCGCGGUAGCGCUGGAGGAUAGCUACGAGCUGCUUUGGGUGGACGCAUGUUGCAUCGACCAGCAAAGCAGCGCCGAGCUGACCGAAGCGAUCAACUCCAUGUUCGAGUGGUACCGCCGCGCGGACGUGUGCUACGUGUAUCUCCAGGACGUGGACGACGACAACGACGUCCAGGAGUCCGACUCGCAGUUCCGCGCAUCGCGCUGGCACCGCCGAGGAUGGACGCUCCAGGAGCUCAUCGCGCCCCGUUCUAUCGUCUUCCUCUCGCGUGGCUGGGUUGUCCUAGGCAUGAAGUCGAACUUCGCCCGCCUACUCGAGCAAGUGACAGGCGUAAACUAUGAGGUGCUUACCCACAAGGCUUCGCUCAGUACCGUCAGCGUCGCGCGCCGGAUGUGGUGGGCUUCCGGGCGGGAGACGACCAGGGUGGAGGACGAGGCGUAUUCACUCAUGGGAAUCUUCGGCGUGCACAUGGCGCCGAUCUACGGGGAAGGUCGGAACGCGUUCAUUCGGUUGCAAGAGGAAAGCUUGAAGGUUAUCCCUGACCAAAGCAUCUUUGCCUGGGGACGCAGGUACCCACCU
This is a messenger RNA of Trametes versicolor FP-101664 SS1, 594 nucleotides long. RefSeq lists its product as uncharacterized. The record is from RefSeq and is a predicted model, not a curated record. Lineage: Eukaryota; Fungi; Basidiomycota; Agaricomycetes; Polyporales; Polyporaceae. The transcript has a single exon. The annotation marks the transcript as partial.